This is a messenger RNA of Tachysurus fulvidraco (yellow catfish), 930 nucleotides long. RefSeq names its product complexin 3a (gene cplx3a). Gene Ontology annotation, cellular component: terminal bouton; SNARE complex. NCBI's taxonomy places the organism in Eukaryota, Metazoa, Chordata, Actinopteri, Siluriformes, Bagridae. Bases 185 to 655 code for a protein of 156 amino acids. The record is from RefSeq and is a predicted model, not a curated record. The transcript is spliced from 3 exons. Gene Ontology annotation, molecular function: syntaxin binding. Gene Ontology annotation, biological process: synaptic vesicle exocytosis; neurotransmitter transport; regulation of neurotransmitter secretion.
GAGAGAGAGAGAGAGAGAGAGAGAGUCACGUGUGCUGAGCUACCAAUGUUCUGAAAGCGCCACACAGAUGGACACUUGAUUUGUUUUAGUUUGAGUUUUAGCUCAUGUUGUGACACAGAGCAUUGAUUAUUGUUUCAGUUCAGCUCUAAUUCCUGUGAGUUGCAAAGCCUUGUGUGGUUGAGUGAUGUCGUUCAUGGUGAAACACAUGAUAGGGGGACAGCUGAAGGAUCUCACCGGGGGUCUUGGAGAAGAGAAAGCUGAAGGGGAGAAGUCGGAGGCGGCGUCCAAGGGGAUGACACAGGAGGAGUUUGAGGAGUAUCAGCAGCAGCUGGCAGAGGAGAAGGUGGAGCGAGAAGCCAACUUUGCACAGAAGAAAGCGGAGAGAGCCACAGUCAGGAGCCAUUUUAGGGAAAAAUACCGACUGCCCAAGAGUGAGCUGGAUGAAACACAAAUACAGGGAGCAAGCAAGGAUGUCGAACUGCCCUCAGAGCUGGCUAAAAUGAUCGCAGAGGACAACCAAGAGGAAGAGCACAAACAGUCUUUCCUGGGUCAGCUCAAAAGCUUACAGGAUGUUGAUAUGGACCAGCUGAAGGACAAAGCACAGGCCACAUUCGGAGACCUCAAAGAAACAGCAGAAAAAUGUGAAGUAAUGUGAUUGAGGCUCUUAAACACUGUAAAUCUCAGGAUAAAACAGCUAAUCUUACUUAUUUCUAUUAGCUCUCCAUAUAAUAGUCCCAUAUUUAAGCAUAAACAGCACAUUCUUUACACUUAGCCUAUGCAAAUAUCAUACAUAUUGUUCUAUCGUACACAAUGCUGAUAAAUGCUCUUUCAUUUUGAGUUACAUCUUUGCAUAUGUUAGAUUGUUGAAUUAUUUCUAUUAUAUGUGAUUUAUAUAUUAUAAAUAAUUAUUCAAAUAUUUUGUUGUUGCUG